AUGGCGGACUGGUGGCCUCACCCUCUCAUGGGUCUGGGCACUCCAGGAGUGUUGAGAUACCUUCCCAGCGAGCGUUCCGGAGAAGGUCCUGGCUUAUUGGAGACUUCCCGGUUCACUUCACGAUGUCCUCAAUUCAAGAUCAUCGGCUCCUCAACAGAAACUUACUCGGCUUCGAGAAGCCAGCUUCCCGAGACUUCCGCCCGGCUCUGGGACGAGCGUCAAACCCAGCAGCGAUGGCUAUUCAAAUCUCACCCAGAUAUUGCACUUGGCAAUACAGCAUAUCAGGAUGUCCUCAAGGAAGACAUGGCCGCACUCAACCUCUCAGACGAGACCCCGAAUCCGAGACCUCUCCUGGCUAUCGGACAUGUUCCGGAUCCAAGUGACAAAGCAGGCAUCAGAAAGCUCCCUAUUACGGCUGUCGCUUGUGGAGAGGCUGGCGAGCUUUUGCGACUUGCGCGCAUGGAAGAUGUGCAGCUGCAGUGGGGAGACGAUGCGGAUGCCUUUCUGAACAUGGAGGCCAUCGAUCCGACUCAGAGAGAUGCAGAGACGAUCUGGACGAAUGACGGGUUGCCCAUUCGGCAGAUCAAGUCUGCUGGGAAUCGACUGCAGGACGACACACUCAGGUGGCUGUUGGUUCAGAAAGAAACAGCGACGACGAUCCUCAGACCGGAAUUGCGCCAGAUCCCCACCACGUCAAAUCAGCCCAGUAGCACUUUGAUUCGAGAGCGGCCGUCACUGAUCAACCCAAACCCGUUGCUGUCUAUUCCACAUGCCCAGACUGGUGGAAGACCUCACUCCGACGUCGUUCUUCUUACCACAGCACACGGACGAUCGCACCAACUCGCCAUCAUAGACGAGAGCGGUUAUUGGAGCAUAUGGGACCUCACAGGAGCUUGGCAGGUCCAGCGAAAGGGCGCUCCUCAAUACUCUCUCAGUAAAUGCGGACAUAUUUCUGAUGGUCUAUUAAGCGAGCUACCCUCCAAAUCUUCGUUUCUGAGAGAAAGGCACGGUCUUCUUGUCCUAGAAGGCGUGUGGCAUGGGAAAACGGAAAGUUCGCCGUCCGCGUCCGCGUCCGCCCGCAAGGCGACAGAUUCUGCCGCGCGAUACCUGCUGAUGUGGAAUCACGAGAGGAUGGAAGUGCUGAACUUGGAUACAAACAUAUUUCUUCCGCGGCUGGGGCGCAUUAUGCGGCAGAGGGGCAAGUUGGAUUGGAUUUUGGAUAUUCAUCGCAGCCCGACUAGGCAGAACCACGUUUUCAUCCUCACGCAGUAUCACAUCACCUGGGUCGAUGUGUUGAGCCGCGAUGAUUCAGGGCCAGGACCUUUGAAGCCGUCCGUAUUGCUUUCGUGUCCACACUUGGGUACUAAAAAGGACGAUUCAAGGAUGUUUGUUUGUCGAGCGUCAGACGAUGACCCGGAUACAUCACUGGUCUUCAUCUACUACCCACGAACGGGCCAGCUUUGCAUAUUCUGGUUCACAUAUUCGCCUGCGAGCCGAAUGCCGCAGUGGCAUCGCGACAUCAUCUCCCUUCCGGGAAGCGAGGACAGGGAAUUUCCGGCAAAGAAUGUGAUUGAGUACCUAAGAGUUGACCCCGUGCAACUAGCCUUCUCAGUCAAGGAAAAUGCGUCGAGUCCUGGCAUCGACUACCAUCGAAGAGGCGCUCGAUUCUAUCAGCUCACUUUCUUGGGCACCGAUUUCAGUUUGCAGCGCUGUCUAUGCGCCACCACAGACGAUCCGAAACUGGAUAUCCGAGAGCCGACGUCGUCUGUUGCGUGGGCUGAAGCUAAGCAACACAAGCAGAGAGAGAAAAGGAGAAGGGCGAUUAUGAGUCAAUUUUCUAGCUCGUUUAUUCUCCCGGACGAUAUGACGAUGACCGACGUCGAGGCGUUGUUGAACGGCGAAGAAGUCGAGGAUGAAGAAGACCUUGACGGUGUUGUUCCAAGCUCAGCACUUGCACGGCCGACUCGCAUCAGAAUGGACCAGGUAUAUCAGACCCUCCAAGAAUCACUUGAAGCAUCAAGGAGUCAAGGGGAAAGCGGCCUCCCUUCUCAACUGUUCGAAGCUCUUAGACAGUGUCUCAGCGACGGAUUUGACCAGGGAAGGCUGCCGUUGCUCACGUGGGGUGAAGUGGUUGAGACGAUGCUACGAGAUCCAACAUUCGAAACCCCUGAUGACCCUAUGAGAGACGAGAUGGAGAGGUUGCUGGACGAGAACAACGAGAAGACCGUCGUCACUCCACUUUAUCAAUACAACCGCGACGAGAUGCUUGCGUCCCUGGUCAGCCUGCAGUAUCUUCAGCGGUACUUUGCCGAGCUCUGGGUGGAUCCGGCAAAGGGCAUCUUCAGUGAGGAUAUGCAUCGAAUCCGACGAAUCUGGGUCACAGAACUGGCUCGGGACGUCUUUCUGUCAAGCUACGGCAUCAUGUACCAAGAUAUACCAUUACUUGGGCCUGCCAGCUCAGAGUUGCCAGAGGAAGAAAGUCAGAGAUCGCGGUCUGGGCCUCAUUUUGGCAGCUCUCAAAUCGGCAGCUCCCAAGUCGCCACCUCGUCGAGGUCGAGUUCUCGGGACUGGGCAUCUUCACCAGCACAAUCGCCCGCUGCAUCGACAGCCUUUGCGGGCCCCGACGAGGCGGUUCAGCGACUCCGACUGCUGGCCAAGUCUAUUGAUACCGAUAAGACAGACGCCUCAAGGAGAUCGAAUGUGCUCGCCUACUGGCCCAAGGAACGGGGCAUCGACCUAAACGAGUACGUGUCGAGCGUGGCCAGAGCAAACGAAGAGCUCUUCAGAGAUGCCAAAGAAAGGCUACAGAGGAUCGAGGCCAAGCGAAAGGCCCGGUCCGAAAAGUUCAGGCGGCCCGCCUUCAUGAGGCAGGGGCUUCCGGACAUCAAUCCCAUCAGUUCCAUGGCGCCGACGCGGCCUGCUCCCAUGCAGAUCAUGUCCAGCCAGGGAGGUCCGGAGGCGACGCAGACGCAGGUGCCCGUUAUGGCGACGAUGAGCCAGCCUGCGCCUGGGGUGUUUGGCGAUAGGAAGAAGGUGAAGAAGAAGAAGAGAAAGCUUGGGUUCAGAUAG
This is a messenger RNA of Trichoderma citrinoviride, 3069 nucleotides long. RefSeq lists its product as hypothetical. The record is from RefSeq and is a predicted model, not a curated record. Gene Ontology annotation, molecular function: RNA polymerase I general transcription initiation factor binding; RNA polymerase I transcription regulatory region sequence-specific DNA binding. NCBI's taxonomy places the organism in Eukaryota, Fungi, Ascomycota, Sordariomycetes, Hypocreales, Hypocreaceae. Gene Ontology annotation, biological process: nucleolar large rRNA transcription by RNA polymerase I. The coding region runs from base 1 to 3069 and encodes 1022 amino acids. The transcript has 3 exons. Gene Ontology annotation, cellular component: RNA polymerase I core factor complex.